Molecule: messenger RNA, 1778 nt
Organism: Amphibalanus amphitrite
Lineage: Eukaryota; Metazoa; Arthropoda; Thecostraca; Balanomorpha; Balanidae
Product: glutamate-gated chloride channel alpha-like
Exons: 12
Coding region: 803-1378 (191 amino acids)
Biological process (GO): chloride transmembrane transport; regulation of membrane potential; chemical synaptic transmission
Cellular component (GO): neuron projection; membrane; synapse
Molecular function (GO): chloride channel activity; transmembrane signaling receptor activity; neurotransmitter receptor activity
Source: RefSeq, a predicted model, not a curated record
GGUUUGGCCCUGGCGAGUAAAUGCUCCAGGAGAAAGGAGAAGCAAAUCCAGGAGAAGCGGAAGUCGGGAGGAUGGCCCGUGUCGGUCUGAGGUCGGGCUGGAUCGCGAGAUCGGGCCUCUGCGGCCCCCGUGGGAGGAUGGCGUGCCAGCUCGCGUGCGGGACGGUGUCUCGACGAACCCUGGCCGACAUCUGCACGUUGGGAGGUGCGGAGACGGCAUGGAGGCGGAUCUUCGGCUCCCGUUACGUCGACGAAGCUGUCGCCGAGGAGUAAGUAAGAAAAGUCGCGGCGGGCUUUUCAACCGUCAGCUGUCAAGAGGAGUACAAUGAAACCAGUCUGUUUGGCUUCGACUACUCACAAAUCCGACCGCCCGUUCCACCGGACGGGAAUCCUGUAGAAGUGAGUAUCAGCGUGCACAUCUUGAACAUCGUAAUCGACGAGGCUGAACAGGUUAUUCAAUUUGACUGUUACCUGAGGACAAUCUGGAAAGAUCAUCGAAUCAACAUGCCCGACGUGGAAAUGAUCCAGCUGGACACUGCCAUCAUGGAAAAGAUGUGGGUGCCCAACGCGUACUUCGUGUACGUGCAGCGCGUGGAGCGGCCCGAGCUGCUGUCCGACGCCUCUGGUGUGACGCUCUACAGAAAUAAAACGAUCGUACACUCCAGCCUGUACCUCACCAGAUACACGUGCUAUAUGAAUUACAAGAAGUACCCGAUGGACACUCAGCGAUGCAACAUCCGGCUGCAGUCCUAUAUGUACAAUAAUAAGGUACUGCGUCUUUAUUGGCACGAGACUGGCGUGACAUGGGAACGGAACAUUCGAGUCAGAGGGUUCGACCUGGCAGACAUCGUUACGGUGCCUACGAAGGAUCGUGUCACCCUUGCUGGGGUCUCAGUUUCGAGGUGCUGCUGUCGCGCCGCGUGUCGAACGCCGUGCUGACCAUGUACGUGCCCAGCACGAUGCUACUGAUCGUCAGCUGGCUCUCGCUCUGGGUCCCUCCAGAACUGGUGCCGGGCAGAAUGGUGCUGGUGAUCACCACUCUGCUGACUUUAACAGCUCUGUUCAACGCUAGUAUCCAGGCGGUGCCCGAAAUCAACUACGUAAAGGCGCUCGAUAUCUGGAACCUGGCCUGCAUCGUAUUUGUGUUCUGCACAAUCGUGGAAUACAUUGCUGUUCUCAGGUUUUCCAAUGAAGACAAAAGGAGGAAGGUGGUCCCAGUAGAAAAUGAUAAGAAGGCCGCCUGGUCAGUGUGCCGGCGCUGGAGCGGAGAGGAGAAGGCCGACCUGCUCGAGAGGACGUUCCGCGCCCUGCUGCCGGCCGCCUUCUGCGUGUUCAACAUCGCCUACUGGAGCUACUUCCUCACCACGAACGACGCUUGAGUAGUAGGCGGACUGCUUCUCAGGAGAUAGACAGCUCCUUAGAAGGCAGAUAGCUCGUCAGGAGGCAGACAGCGUGAUCCUCAGGAGACAGACCGCUCCUCAGGAGACAGACAGCACUCUUCAGGAGGCAGACCGCUCCUCGGGAAGCAGACCGCGCUCCUCGGGGCCGGCGGGGUGGAAGGCAGCUCAUGCUGUGUCAGGUGACUGUGUCAGACUCAGACGGGUGAUCGUACCUCGCGACUGGCGAAGGCGGUGGUGUGAGAAGUGGUGGGAUCAGAUGACACAGGCCGCAUCUGUUUUUAUUGUAUUUUAGAUCUGCUAUUGUAUGUAUGCAUGCAUGUUCCUACGCAUAUGCACUCACUCAACAGUGGCGUCCGUCCUGCACAUCCGUCUCAACUAU